This is a messenger RNA of Thyridium curvatum, 1770 nucleotides long. RefSeq lists its product as uncharacterized. Gene Ontology annotation, biological process: circadian regulation of gene expression; entrainment of circadian clock by photoperiod. The transcript has a single exon. Lineage: Eukaryota; Fungi; Ascomycota; Sordariomycetes; Thyridiales; Thyridiaceae. Gene Ontology annotation, cellular component: nucleus; cytoplasm. Gene Ontology annotation, molecular function: FAD binding; DNA binding. The record is from RefSeq and is a predicted model, not a curated record. The coding region runs from base 1 to 1770 and encodes 589 amino acids.
AUGGCCUCCCGGCACUCCGCCAGACUGGACUGCCAGAACGACCUGUCCAAGUCCAUCACCAAGCUGAACGAGAAGUCCAAGCUGUUCGUCCUGCGCGAAGGGCCGCAGACGCUCCUGCCCAAGCUGUUCAAGGCCUGGAAGGUCACCCACCUCGUCUUCGAGCGGGACACGGACCCCUACGCCCGCGGCCGCGACGAGGACGUCAUCAAAGCCGCCAAGAGCGCCGGCGUGGAGGUCGUCACGCGGUACGGGCGGACGCUCUGGGACAGCGACGAGGUCGUCGAGAAGCACGGGGGCAAGCCGACCAUGUCCAUCACGCAGCUGCAGGCCGCCGGCGAGAAGUGCGGGCCCAUCCCCAAGCCCAUCCCGGCGCCCGCUUCGCUGCCCGACCCGGGCGAGAUGCCGCUCGACUUCGAGCACGAGGAGCCCGAGACGGACCCGGACUUCAACGCCGCGUACCGCAGCCUGAAGGACAAGGGGUACACAAAGAUCGCCGGGCCCAAGGGCGACUUCUCCGUCGAGACGAUGGAGGAGCUGGGGUUCCCCCAGGCGACGACGCCGCACAGGGGCGGCGAGACGGUCGCGCUCAAGAUGCUAGACGACCUCGCCAAGGACACGCAGUACCUGGCGACGUUCCGCAAGCCCAAGACCAGCCCCGCGGCCUUCGAGCCGCAGUCCACCACCCUGCUGUCGCCGCACAUGCACUUCGGCUCCCUCAGCGUGCGCCUGCUCUACUGGAAGGCCCAGGAGGCCGUCGACGCCUACCGCAAGCGGGGCAAGAAGGACGGCUCGACGCCGCCCGAGAGCAUGACGGGCCAGCUGCUCUUCCGCGACAUGUACUUCGCCGCGCAGGCCGCGACCGGGCACGUCUUCGGCCAGGAGGCCUACAACGCGCACUGCCGCUUCGUGCCCUGGCACCUGCCGUCCAAGGCCGACCGGGACCGGAAGCGCGUCACGGGCGGGUACGAGGUCGACAGCGCGCAGGCCGACGCCUGGUUCCGGCGCUGGCGGGCGGGCGCGACGGGCUUCCCCUGGAUCGACGCGCUGAUGCGCCAGCUGCGCGAGGAGGGCUGGAUCCACCACCUCGGGCGGCACUCGGUGGCCUGCUUCCUGACGCGCGGCGGCUGCUACGUGCACUGGGAGCGCGGCGCCGAGGUCUUUGAGGAGUGGCUGCUCGACCACGAGCCGGCGUGCAACGCGGGCAACUGGCAGUGGCUGUCGUGCUCGGCCUUCUUCGCCCAGUUCUACCGCUGCUACAGCCCCGUGUCCUUCGGGCGCAAGUGGGACCCCGAGGGCGCCUUCGUGCGCCGCUGGGUGCCCGAGCUGGCCGGGCUGGACAAGAAGUACAUCUACGAGCCGUGGAAGGCGCCCAUCAAGGACCAGAAGGACGCCGGCGUGCGCGUGGUGGCGGGAGACCCGCUCGAGGGCCGGGAGGAGGGGACGUACCCGAAGCCCAUGUUUGACUUUGACGAGCGGCGCAAGAUAUGCAUCGCCUCAAUCAAGGAGGCGUAUCGUGUCGGACUGUACGGCAACGAUGAGAGGGUUGUGAACGGGAAGUGGCGGGACCUCUUUGGACAGGAUCGGAACGAGGAGACCGAGAUCCAGGGAGACCACGAGAGCGACUUUGGAGAUCAUGCUGACGGAGCCGCGCAUGAUGGAGAUGAGCCGGAGCAGGCGCAUGCCGGGAACGAUGUGGCUGACAAGCGGAAGAGGGAAGGCAGAAAAGGGACGCUGGAUGGUCACUUCAAGAAGAGAAAGACGACUGCCUAA